Messenger RNA from Girardinichthys multiradiatus, 1978 nucleotides. It is a transcript of the gene myef2, whose product is annotated as myelin expression factor 2. Gene Ontology annotation, biological process: regulation of mRNA stability involved in response to oxidative stress. The record is from RefSeq and is a predicted model, not a curated record. Bases 100 to 1767 code for a protein of 555 amino acids. NCBI's taxonomy places the organism in Eukaryota, Metazoa, Chordata, Actinopteri, Cyprinodontiformes, Goodeidae. The transcript has 17 exons. Gene Ontology annotation, cellular component: cytoplasm; nucleus; post-mRNA release spliceosomal complex. Gene Ontology annotation, molecular function: mRNA binding.
GGUUCACACACCACGAAGAAGAAGAAGAACAAAGCCUGCACAUUUCAAGUGCGUAGCAGCAUCUUUUAAAGUGUGUGAGACCUUUAGGAUAAUCUCAGCAUGGCAGACGUUACACCUACCGAUGAGGAGGCAAAGCAGGAAGAAACUACCGCAUCCGUCCUCUCCGAGACGGAUGAGACAUCGCAGGAAACACCCAACGGCGUGAAAACUGACAGUGAAGAAAGUAAGCAAAGCAAAGAAAAGCAUGAUGGGAAAGAGAAGUCGUCCAGCAGCAAAAGAGAAGGUCGCUAUCAUCCCUACAAGGAGAAACAUGGCGGAGAGAAGAAGAGUGCUCAUAGGAACCGAGUGUUCAUCAGCAAUAUACCUUAUGACAUGAAGUGGCAGGCAAUUAAAGAUCUCAUGCGUGAUAAAGUUGGUGAGGUUACAUACGUGGAGCUCUUUAAGGAUGCUGAAGGAAAGUCAAGGGGUUGUGGUGUGGUAGAGUUCAAAGAUGAAGAGUAUGUUAAGAAGGCUGUGUCGACUAUGAAUAAGCACGACUUAAGUGGAAGACCACUUAACAUCAAAGAGGACCCUGAUGGUGAGCGCGCCUGGCGCGCUCUGCAGCGCAUGGAUGGAGGUCAGCAUGGGGGCCAUGGGCAGGACAUGGGGCCUGGUGGGAUGAGCAUUCCACCUUCAAUCGCCAACAACCCCAACAUACCGCCUGAGGUCAUUCACGCCCUGCAGGCUGGAAGACUGGGGACCACAGUGUUUGUGGCUAAUCUGGACUUCAAAGUGGGCUGGAAGAAGCUGAAGGAGGUGUUCAGCAUGGCAGGUGUGGUGAAACGAGCUGAUGUGAGGGAGGACAAAGAUGGAAAGAGCCGCGGAUUAGGAACAGUGACUUUUAAGCAGCCUCUGGAAGCUGUGCAGGCCAUAUCCAUGUUCAAUGGACAGAUGCUCUUUGAAAGGCAGAUGCAUGUUAAAAUUGAUGAAAAGUCUCUUCCCCCUGAUGAUUUCCAUCCAGUAGAAAAAGCACCACAGUUGCCACGGGGCCUAGCUGGUAUUGGCAUGGGUCUUGGGCCAGGGGGGCAGCCUAUAAAUGCAAACUGCCUUAGUGGUGGAGGAGGAAUGGGCUCUAUGGGACCUGGAGGUAUGGAUUCAGGUUACAGAGGAAUGAGCAGGCUUGGAGGAGGCAUGAGUGGGGGUGGAGGCUAUGGCGGCAUGGAUAGCAUGGGCGGCUUUGGAGGCAGAGACAUGGCACCAAUUGGCAGAAUGGGAGGAAUGGGUGGAUUGGAUCGGGACUUUGACAUGCCCAUGAGCCGAGGAUUUGGGGAUUCUUUUGGAGGAAUGGGUGGUGGUUUUGGUGGAGGCAUGGGACACAUGGGAAGUGGCUUAGGUGGUGGAAUGGGGAGCAUGUCCAUGGACAGAAUGGGCUCCAGCUUUGACCGUGUUGGCAUGUCAGGAAUGGAGAUGAACCGUGGCUUCGGAGGCUACGGAGGCGGCGGACACAUGGGUGGAGGCAUGUCGGACAGGGGCUCAGCGUCCAAAGGCGGCUGUCAGAUAUUUGUGCGAAAUCUGUCGUAUGACCUAACAUGGCAAAAGCUGAAAGACAAGUUCAGUCAUUGUGGUCAGGUAAUGUUCGCAGAAAUCAAAAUGGAGAACGGAAGGUCAAAGGGUUGUGGGACGGUGAGAUUUGAUUGUCCAGAGAGCGCAGAGAAGGCCUGCAGAAUGAUGAAUGGAACCAAGAUUAAUGGCAGAGAGGUGGACGUCCGCAUUGAUCGCAACGCUUAGAGAUUUUCUAGAAGCUCUAGUUAACACGCUUCACACUUUUAGGCCCGCAUCAAUCAUCGUUUGUUUUGUUUUAAAAACACUAUGACUUCAUGUGUCCCAGGUUUCAAUUGUUUUGUUGAUGUAGUACAUGGCUGUUUUACCUUUGUUUUAUAGAUCCACUUAUGAUUUGUCAUGCAGUUUAUUUGAACAAAUAAACUUUUUAAUUUUUAAA